AUGCGGAACAAGUGGAACACGCCAGUUAACCCAAUUUCUAAUGGACCUGUGACAACUCCGCCUGAUACAAAUGCUGACGCGAACAAAUUCUUCAUACAAUACAACAAUGUGCCCAUGGGUGCCGAGAAAGUUGGGCAUCGAUUAUUCAUCGCAUUACCUCGACGUAGAUAUGGAAUACCAGCCACGUUGAACUACAUAGAUUUGAACGAUCAAAAUGGCCGAUCGCCAGCCCUGAAACCCUAUCCGAAUAUAUAUUCAGGUAGAUCCCUUAUAUCUGUUUAUCGAACACGAGCAGAAACAUGCGGAAGGCUGUGGAUGGUGGAUACUGGAUUACUGGAGUUACCGGGCCUUGCAUCAAUAACAGUGGAUAUAACAAACAACUGCGCAGACGCAUAUGCCUAUGUCCCGGAUUUGACAACAAAUGGUAUCAUUGUGUAUUCGCUGAGAGAUAACGAUAGCUGGCGAAUCACCCAUAAUUACUUCAAUUUCAACCCACUGUCUGAAAAUUUGAGGGUUUCUGGCGAAUAUUUUCAAUGGAGCGACGGCAUAUUCAGCAUAGCCCUAUCACCAGCCGGUUCUGCAUGCAGAACAGCAUAUUUCCACCCUCUCAUCAGCACACAAGAGUUCUCUAUUUCCACCUGCCUUUUGCAGAAUAAAACUGCGAGAAGCGAUCGUUACUUCUUCGAUAAGUUAAACUACUUAGGCAAGCGAGGUCCAAACAGCCAAUCCACAAUGCAUGACUAUCAUGAGCCAUCGAGAGUUCUGUUCUUCGCUGACAUAGGAAGGGACACCGUCUCGUGUUGGAAUACGCAAAGAAAGUUAGAACCGCAAAAUGUUGCUAUUUUGGCGCAGGAUAGCGAAAGAUUGAGUUAUCCCUCUGAUUUGCAUAUUACGGACAACGAAGUUUGGGUGAUAGCGAAUAAACUACCAAGAUUUGGCUACACUGCACUAGAUACAAAUGAGUAUAACUUUUAUAUUUACAAAGCCAACGUAAGGGACCGUUUAUUAGGUACUGUUUGUGAAUAAACAGUUUUAACAGAGU
Molecule: messenger RNA, 1042 nt
Organism: Pieris rapae (cabbage white)
Lineage: Eukaryota; Metazoa; Arthropoda; Insecta; Lepidoptera; Pieridae
Product: L-dopachrome tautomerase yellow-f2-like
Exons: 9
Coding region: 1-1026 (341 amino acids)
Cellular component (GO): extracellular region
Source: RefSeq, a predicted model, not a curated record